UCUGGAAUAAUGAGCCGAUUUGGGUUCUAUUUUGUUUUUCUCUUUUUGUUAAUUAAAAGCCCGAGUUUGAUCCUGUUCUUGUGUUUCGCCAUUUAUGUUUACAUUCAUUACAGAACAAAUUAAAAAAAAUACAAAAAAUUUAGAGGGGGAACAUUCGACGGACAUUGAUGAUGGCUUGUGGUCUCCUCAGCAAGACAGCGGCUUUUCUUCUCAGCGUUCAUGAGUUUACAAACGCGUCAAGGGAUCUGUCCUUGUCACUGCAGCUCUGUAUGGCGUCAGUCUGCAGUGAUGGACUGUGCUGUUCCCGUCUCGGAGGUCGUCCCAAAAACCAUAAUCAAAACACCGGAGAGGGCGGCCCGGUUACGUUACCGAGCAGCGAAAAGACGCACGAGAUACAUGAUAAGAGACUGUUAUAAACACACAGAUACAGGACGUCUGGAAACAGUCCGCAUCAAACUACAACAGUGAAGGAUUCAGCAAAACAACUGCUCUUCCCUGACCACACUGUGUUCAGCUGUAUAGUCUGUUUGUACCAAUGGGUCUGUCACUGUCAGUUUGGCUGUGCAGCAGGGUAGACGACAGCCCCCCCUCCUCUUCAUCAGCUUUCCCUCCGCUGGCUGUCCCCACCUCCUCUCGCCUCGCGGUCACUCUGAACUCCUCUCCGGUCGCUCCAGGAGACAGUCGCUCACACUGGAGCUCAGUCCACCGCUCUCCUCACUUCCUGCUGUCUGCCUGCAAACAGGAAGUGACCCGCUCACCUGUUGAGCGGAGCAGCGAUGGGGUGAGGGCGGAGAUAGGGGUGAUGAGUGGGCUUCACGUCUGGGAGGUGCUGUGGAGCCCCAACCACAGAGGGAGUCAUGCCGUCUUGGGCAUUUCCAGGCAGAACUGCCCUCUGCAGGCCUCAGGGUACAACGUGCUGGUCGGUGGAGACUCACAGUCCUGGGGCUGGGAACUCAAAACCAAUCAGCUCUGGCAUGCUGGACAGAGUCUGGGACUUUACCCAGCAAAGAGGAAGAAGUGUCACUCUGAGGCUGCAGAGUCUUCACAACACAUAAAGGUGGCAGAGACACCUCUCCCCAUCCCCGAGCGCAUCCUGCUGGUCCUGGACGCCGACGCAGGGACUCUGGGGUUUAUUGUUGAUGGCUGUUGUUUUCUCGGCGAAGCUUUUAAAGACCUUCCUCGUGGAGUGGAGCUGUUCCCAGCAGUGAGCAGUGUGAGAGGGGGAGCCAGCAUACGACUACGAUACCUGAACGGUGCCACACGUGAUCCCCCUGCGCUGAUGGCUUUAUCUGGACUGUCAAUUCGACGGGUUUUAGGGCAGCAGAGGCAGAAUCAAAUGCACAAACUGCCUCUACCCCCUUGUCUCCAGCACUACCUGCUUUCUAGUCAAUAAUGUACACUUAUGCACACACACACACACAAUAGGAAACAUUUUGUCAAUCACUGAAGUGUACCAAGAAUUUACAGAACAUUUCCUUGUUAUAUGAAAAAUUAUGUACACAUGUAUUUAUUCAUCUUAUUUAUUACAAUGUACUACAUACACAGUUCACUGAUAAUAUUUUAAAACUAACUGUUUAGUUUCAAAACAUCAACAGUGAACUGGGAUUUUGAGGGCACUGUUGAAUUAAGGAGUGUAUUUUUAACUCUACUUCUUUCUUUGUGUAUAAAAUAAAUGACUCCCAUUUAAAUUUGA
Molecule: messenger RNA, 1693 nt
Organism: Siniperca chuatsi (mandarin fish)
Lineage: Eukaryota; Metazoa; Chordata; Actinopteri; Centrarchiformes; Sinipercidae
Product: SPRY domain-containing SOCS box protein 2
Exons: 3
Coding region: 536-1393 (285 amino acids)
Biological process (GO): proteasome-mediated ubiquitin-dependent protein catabolic process
Cellular component (GO): SCF ubiquitin ligase complex
Molecular function (GO): protein binding
Source: RefSeq, a predicted model, not a curated record